Nematocida parisii ERTm1 is the source of this 928-nucleotide messenger RNA. Its product is annotated as ribosomal RNA assembly protein mis3. Bases 1 to 885 code for a protein of 294 amino acids. The record is from RefSeq and is a predicted model, not a curated record. The transcript has a single exon. Gene Ontology annotation, cellular component: nucleolus; small-subunit processome. Gene Ontology annotation, molecular function: RNA binding. NCBI's taxonomy places the organism in Eukaryota, Fungi, Microsporidia.
AUGGCAACUGCAAAUUGCUUAGCUCAGAACAAAGAGAAAAAAGAAAGGAGAGAAAAAAGAGAUGUCCCAGACGACAUUCAAAAUUACAAGCCAGAGCCAUUCACUGAGAAAGGGCUCAAACAGUUUCUAGAGACAAGCUCAUUUGAAGUUAUGUUCCCAAAGCACAGAGAGAAGUACAUCAGAGAGACAGAGGAGUACAUAAGAAAGGCACUUGCCCAGAGAAGGCUUGCACUGAUCGUGGACUAUCACGAGCUAAUACUUAAAGUAGAGACCACACCGCACACAAGAGACCCAUACGUGAUUAUGGAGGGGAGGGAUGCUUUGAAGUUAGUGAGCCGAGGUGUACCUCUGGAGAAGGCAAUAAGAGUAUUUGAGGAUGGAAUAACCCAUGAUAUCAUUCCCAUAAAUGUAUUUACCAGAAACAAAGAAAUAUUUUUAAAAAGAAGAGAGCGUCUUAUAGGCCCACGCGGGAAUACCAUAAAAUCACUAGAGCUACUGACAGACUGUUACAUUCUUUCAUUUGGAAACACCGUGAGUGCAAUAGGCAACUACAAGAGUUUAAAAGAGGUAAGAAAUGUUGUUACAAAGUGCAUGGAGAACAUACAUCCGAUCUAUGAGAUAAAGAAGUUAAUGAUACGGCGAGAGCUUGAAAAAGAUCCAGCACUUAAAACAGAAAACUGGGAGAGGUACAUGCCGCAGUACAAGAAGACACACAGUAAAAAGAGAAAGGUCACGAUAGUAGAAAAAACCUACAGAAACACUUUCCCAGAGCCAGAGCAGAGAAAGCAAGACAAAGAGAUGAUGAGUGGCACGUAUGUUCAUAAAGACAGGCCAAAAAAGAAUUCCAGCCCAAACACAAAGAAAGAAUCCACAGAGGAUAUCUAAAAGUGAAUAUUAACAGACAAAUAAUAGAAAUAAAAUUAAAAUA